AUGACCAGGGUCCGCCAGGCCCAGAGCCGUGAGCUGGCGGUAGAUGAGCUGGCCGCAUAUGUGUUGCGCUCAAUCAACAAAUCAAUAGCCGGCCACGGGCUGGACGGCGUGAUCGGCAUUAAGCUGCGGAACUGGCUGUACUGCAAGUUCGGUGUCGAGCUUCCCUUUCAGCAGCUUCUGGCAAGCAGUUUUACCGUUGAGGGGUUGGCUGAGAUCAUAUAUGAAGAGGUUAAAGGCCAAGGAAGUUGA
Diaporthe citri is the source of this 249-nucleotide messenger RNA. RefSeq lists its product as uncharacterized. Bases 1 to 249 code for a protein of 82 amino acids. The transcript is spliced from 2 exons. NCBI's taxonomy places the organism in Eukaryota, Fungi, Ascomycota, Sordariomycetes, Diaporthales, Diaporthaceae. The record is from RefSeq and is a predicted model, not a curated record.